AAAGAGAUGAGGACGCCAGGACUACGCAAUUGAGCUCUUCCUCAUGAGAAACAUAAACUGUAUGCAACCUGUAGCAAUGUACUAGUUUCCAGUGUCAUCAAGUCCUCUUUAGACGGAGAAGCUGGUUUCAAUUUUUUACAAUACCAAUUUGAUCCACUCGUGGAAACACGUUUCGGGAAUGAGCAAUUUUGCCUUAAUGUUUUGUUUUGCUUUCUCAACUUUGUCCUCGUGCACAGCGCUGAAGAGGAACGACGAGCCAAUUAUCGGUGUUUUGGCCCAGGAGGUAUACUCGCCUCGACCACAGAAUGCGUCUUAUAUAGCAGCAUCGUAUGUCAAGUUCCUGGAGUCUGCUGGGGCAAGAGUCGUCCCUGUGAUGAUAAAUAAGACACUGGAAGAGUACAAAACACUGUUCAACUCCAUUAAUGGAAUACUCUACCCUGGUGGUGGUGUUAGCAUCCUCACAUCUGGGUAUGCAAACGCUGCUAGAAUCUUUUAUGAGCUUGCCAUAGAGGCCAACUCAAGGGGUGACUAUUUCCCUGUAUGGGGCACGUGUCUUGGAUUUGAGGAAUUGACGUACCUGACCAGUGGAAAGAUGCUUCUGUCCCACACCAACACUAGUGGUGUGGCAUUGCCACUGGUGUUUACUAACAGAUCAAGAGAGAGUAGGAUGUUCAAGGUCUUCCCAUCAGAGCUCCUGGAUGCCCUGGCCUCUGAGCCAAUCACUGAAAACUCCCAUAAAUGGAGUCUCACUUUGGCGAUUUAUAACAGCAAUGCAGACCUUAGGAAGUUCUACAAAGUCCUGACCACAAGCAGUGAUGGGAAAAACGAGUUUGUGUCAACUAUGGAAGCAUAUGGUUUCCCCAUCUAUGGAACCCAGUGGCACCCUGAAAAGAAUGCAUUUGAAUGGACAAAGCCGUACAUUCCACACUCUCCAUUGGCUGUAAAGGUUACUUUCUUCAUGGCUGAUUUCUUUGUCAAUGAAGCUAGAAAAAACUUUCACAAAUUUGAGGAUGAGGAGGUGGAGAAGAGGGCACUGAUAUAUAACUACAAUCCUGUUUACACUGGAAUCAAGUCAGCCUUUGAACAAAUAUAUUACUUUUGAAAUGAGUGUCUUUUUGAUAUUUUAAGUAGAAAUUGUGGACAAAUAUUGAAUUUUAAAAGCCUGUUAUAUUAAUAGACUUGCUAAAGUGCCAAAGAUGCCCUCUGUGCAUCCUCUGUGACUUCUAGGAAGAUUUUAUCCCACUUAACCCCAACAUUUCUCCAAGUUCACCAUCAUUGUAAAGCCCUAGUUAUUUUGUUGCUUGAGUCAUUUCUGAAGAUUAUUUAAUGUUAUUUGUGAUUUAUUUUAAGGGUAAAAAAAAAAAUCCCACAUUUUCAGGUCAACUCUGUUACUUGAACUGAACUCUGAUUUUUUCCCCCCGAGACAUUGCAUAUCUCAUUGCCAAGUCAGUGUAAAAGCAGGUGAGCUGGUUCUACUCUUUUAACCCAUGUUCUGGUGUUUGGUGGUGAAAAACUGAGCGGGUCGAGCAUAAUACUUCAACCCUGUUACCCAUAGAUGGUCAGGCUGGAAAGGUUAUAAAUGUUUUUUUUUGCGAAGUUUGAAUUCAAUUGCCCCUCCCUGUUGUACACAACAAGCUUCCAUUCCCCCUGUCACAAAUUCAUUUAUGGCUGAUUUAAGAUAAAGUAACAGGAUUGACGACCUUAUCUGGCACUAUAGUUAAAAAAAAUUUUACCUCUUGAGAUGGGGAAAUGUGUUUCAUUAAGUUGAACAUAUGCUCCUUAUGACAAUGUUAAAAUAAGUGAAAAUAAAUAAAUCUAACUACUCAAAAGGAACCUAAUUAUUGUUCUUAAUGGUACUGAUAUAAACCUACAAUCCUGUUCACUGGAAUCAAGUCUGCCUUUGAACAAUAUAUUACUUUUGAUGGAGUAUUGUUUUUUUGUGAGUAUAUAAUUGUAUUGGUAUUUUUGCGGCAACACUUAGAUGUACAUUUCUGUAAAUUAAAAGCUUAAUGUUUGAUUUGUAUAUUUUGGAUAAAGGUUUUACAAAGAAAGUAGGCUAACUGAGAACAAUAAAGUUGUUCGUAUGAC
Salvelinus fontinalis (brook trout) is the source of this 2088-nucleotide messenger RNA. RefSeq names its product gamma-glutamyl hydrolase-like. The transcript is spliced from 9 exons. NCBI's taxonomy places the organism in Eukaryota, Metazoa, Chordata, Actinopteri, Salmoniformes, Salmonidae. The record is from RefSeq and is a predicted model, not a curated record. Gene Ontology annotation, molecular function: gamma-glutamyl-peptidase activity. Gene Ontology annotation, cellular component: vacuole. The coding region runs from base 179 to 1102 and encodes 307 amino acids. Gene Ontology annotation, biological process: tetrahydrofolylpolyglutamate metabolic process.